CUAUAGCCCUAAGCCUGCCACCAGCGCGACCCUUGAUCACCUCCGGAAAAAAAUGCGUUCUGUUUGUAAGCAGAUUGUGUUUCAAACUUUUAAUCAAAACGGACAACUCCAGCUCAUGAAAAUCGAACGGAUUUUGAUAACAGAUAAACCCAUUAUCGUCUAAUCUUCAUCCACGAGCGGAUAAAGCAAUCUCGAUCCUCUUGACCUCUUCUGUUUAAUGAGAGAGAGAGAGAGGGGGGGGGGUAACAGGAUUUUGGGUACUGGUACUCUAAUUUGUGCUGAUUAUUUGGUUUCACAGCUGAAAUAAUGCCGGUCGCAGUAGAUGGGAUUGAAACAGACAUCUCAAGGAUGGAAGAAGGCUCAUCCAGGACCAAAGCCACCGCCGAUAACAGUAACAUCCCUGACUGUUGCUCAGUGGCUGUCGUUAGCUUUGUACAGAAGCUGAUAGCAGAAGUUAUUGGAACUUAUUUUGUAAUUUUCUCCGGCUGCGGGGCUGUGGCUGUUAACAAGAUAUAUGGGUCGGUUUCAUUUCCAGGGAUUUGUAUAACCUGGGGUUUGGUAGUCAUGGUUAUGGUUUACUCCGUCGGCCAUAUCUCCGGCGCCCAUUUCAAUCCCGCAGUCACGAUCACCUUUGCCAUCUUCCGACGCUUCCCUUGGAAACAGGUACCCCUUUAUAUAGUGGCUCAGGUGUUUGGAUCAACGCUUGCAAGUGGAACACUUCGUCUACUGUUUACUGUAAAAGCCGUGGAUUACUUUGGUACUGUUCCUGUAGGAUCUAAUUUUCAAUCUCUGGUCGUUGAGAUCAUCAUCACCUUCCUCUUGAUGUUUGUCAUAUCAGGUGUUUCCACUGAUGACAGAGCGAUUGGAGAAUUAGGAGGGGUUGCAGUCGGAAUGACAAUACUAUUAAAUGUCCUCGUUGCUGGGCCGGUCUCUGGAGCAUCAAUGAACCCUGCUAGGAGUAUCGGACCAGCUCUUGUUAUGAACAUAUACGGAGGACUCUGGGUUUAUAUUCUAGGCCCAAUAGUUGGCGCCAUUGCAGGAGCUUUUGCCUAUAACCUAUUAAGGUUCACAGACAAGCCCCUUCCUCAGCCAACAAAGACUAGAUCAUUCUUCAAUAGCACGUCAAGAAAAUAAACCUUUUUACGCAGUUCUAGUUGAUUGUGCCCUUCCCUUACCUCAUUUCUCAACCUAGUAUGUUGGUUUUUGUUCUUUCUCAACUACUGUUCAGAAACUGUGGAUAGUUAUAGAUUUCUCUUACUUCUUUUUUAGGGGUUUUUACUGUUCAAUCCACUCCAGAAAUUUUAGCUUGAUCGUACAAUUGGGGUAGGUGUCAGCUCGGAAUUGAUGUCAAUUCAUAGGCGGGUAUAAGUGUUAUAGGUAGAGGGUAUUUAUAAUUUUGAAUUGUUGUAGGUCUGCAGUUGAAUUCUUAGGUGGA
This is a messenger RNA of Nelumbo nucifera (sacred lotus), 1435 nucleotides long. RefSeq names its product putative aquaporin NIP-type. Gene Ontology annotation, molecular function: channel activity. The record is from RefSeq and is a predicted model, not a curated record. Lineage: Eukaryota; Viridiplantae; Streptophyta; Magnoliopsida; Proteales; Nelumbonaceae. Gene Ontology annotation, cellular component: membrane. Gene Ontology annotation, biological process: transmembrane transport.